Galeopterus variegatus (Sunda flying lemur) is the source of this 1287-nucleotide messenger RNA. It is a transcript of the gene SLC28A3, whose product is annotated as solute carrier family 28 (concentrative nucleoside transporter), member 3. The transcript has 8 exons. Gene Ontology annotation, molecular function: purine-specific nucleoside:sodium symporter activity; pyrimidine- and adenosine-specific:sodium symporter activity. Gene Ontology annotation, biological process: pyrimidine nucleoside transport; purine nucleoside transmembrane transport. The annotation marks the transcript as partial. Lineage: Eukaryota; Metazoa; Chordata; Mammalia; Dermoptera; Cynocephalidae. The record is from RefSeq and is a predicted model, not a curated record. Gene Ontology annotation, cellular component: membrane.
GUCCUGCCAAUCGUGGUUUUCUUCAGCACUGUGAUGUCCAUGGUCUACCACCUGGGACUGAUGCAGUGGAUCAUUAGAAAGGUGGGAUGGAUAAUGCUAGUUACUAUGGGAUCAUCUCCUAUUGAAUCUGUAGUUGCUGCUGGCAAUAUAUUUAUUGGACAAACGGAGUCUCCACUGCUGGUCCGACCAUAUUUACCAUACGUCACCAAGUCCGAACUCCAUGCCAUCAUGACAGCUGGCUUCUCUACGAUUGCUGGAAGUGUCUUAGGCGCGUACAUUUCUUUUGGGGUUUCGUCCUCCCACUUGUUAACAGCUUCGGUUAUGUCAGCACCCGCGUCAUUGGCUAUUGCUAAACUCUUCUGGCCUGAGACAGAAAAACCUCAAAUAACCCUCAAGAAUGCCAUGAAAAUGGAAAAUGGUGAUUCAAGGAAUCUGCUAGAAGCUGCAGCCCAGGGAGCCUCCUCGUCCAUCUCCCUGACAGCAAACAUCGUUGUGAAUCUGAUCGCCUUCCUGGCCCUGCUGUCUUUUGUGAAUUCGGCGCUGUCGUGGUUUGGAAGCAUGCUUGACUGCCCACAGCUGAGCUUUGAGCUAAUGUGCUCCUACAUCUUCAUGCCCUUUUCCUUCAUGAUGGGAGUGGACUGGCAAGACAGUUUUAUGGUUGCCAAACUCAUAGGCUAUAAGACAUUCUUUAAUGAAUUUGUGGCUUACGAGCAACUCUCAAAAAUGAUCCAUUUGAGGAAAAAGGCUGGACCCAAAUUUGUGAAUGGUGUGCAGCAAUAUAUAUCGUCAAUGUGUGUGCAUGCACGCAAAGAAACACAGCUAAUGCUUAUCACUGUGAUCGUUUACUUUCGAGGACUGCAGAUGCAGACCCAGAGUCACAUGAGCUGGGACUGGAACCAAUCAGUCAACAAAUAUUUACCCACUGUUGCCAAGGGUCCCGGUGAGGUCAUCCCAGGAGGAAACCACAGCCUGUAUUCCUUGAAGGACUGCUGCAUACUGUUGACCCCAUCAACACUCAACUGCAGCUGGAUCUCCUAAUACAUUUUGAGCUCAACCACUUCCCCAGUGGAACUCUGAGAACAGAUGCUGAAUUUUCUGCUUUGGAAAGAAAAAAAAAAAUUACUGUCCACAGAUUGAUACUUCCACCAUGGAAUCAGCUUUAGUUUCAAGGAAAGAAGAGAAACAGGAGUGAACCCUUGCAAAUGACAUCUUCCUUCUCUCCUUCACUCCCCAGUGCACUCCUCCCUACAGAGAAUUACUAUGAUGUCCCAAAGUGAGACGUCAUCC